AUGGGUUUAGCAGGGCCGCGGAAAAAUACCAAAAUUGGCAAUGAUCCCAACAACACCAACUGGACCCGGUCUACAACCGGGUUCGGACAUCGGAUCAUGAGCUCACAGGGCUGGACUCCUGGAAGUCUUCUCGGAGCAAAAGAUGCCGCUCACGCCAAUAUGUUAACUGCCGCCAGCGUCACUCACAUCAAAGUCACACUUAAGGAUGAUACUCUCGGAUUGGGUGCUCGUAUUGGACGAGAGACUGAGCAGACCGGGCUUGAUGCUUUCAAAGGACUGCUUGGUCGACUUAACGGCAAAAGCGACGUGGAAUUGAAGAAGGACGAACGAAAGCGCGAUGAUGUCCGGUUGGCUCGAUAUGCUGCCCUGAAAUUCCCAGAAGUCAGGUUUGUCAGUGGUGGACUGUUGGCACAGGAAAAGGAGACCGAAGCUCCUUUGCCGAUCCCCAACGAUGUCGUUUCAAAGAAAUCUAAAUCGGACAAGAAAAAAGGCACAAGGACUACUGAGGAUGACGAAACUUCCUCAAACGAGUCGGAUACCCCAGCCCGCAAAUCCAAGUCCAAGUCCAAGUCCAAGAAAUCGCGCCCUCAGGAGGAAACCGAUGCAGAAUCAAAAAAGAAAAAGAAGUCCAAGAAAAGAAAGGCUGAUUCGGAGCCGACUAGUUCCUCGGACAAGGCAUCUGAACCGGAAGUCAAGGCAGCCCCGACAAUAUCCAAGGAGCGGCGGCCUAUGGGACGCAAUGUCACCCGAUCACGCUAUAUUGCCCAAAAAAAGAGAGCUAUCAUGGAUGACAAGUCUCUCAACGAGAUUUUUAUGGUCAAAGCAUAG
Molecule: messenger RNA, 828 nt
Organism: Penicillium paradoxum
Lineage: Eukaryota; Fungi; Ascomycota; Eurotiomycetes; Eurotiales; Aspergillaceae
Gene: pxr1
Product: telomerase inhibitor/ribosome biogenesis protein PXR1
Exons: 3
Coding region: 1-828 (275 amino acids)
Molecular function (GO): nucleic acid binding
Source: RefSeq, a predicted model, not a curated record